Neocloeon triangulifer is the source of this 2003-nucleotide messenger RNA. RefSeq lists its product as uncharacterized. The coding region runs from base 536 to 907 and encodes 123 amino acids. The transcript is spliced from 3 exons. The record is from RefSeq and is a predicted model, not a curated record. NCBI's taxonomy places the organism in Eukaryota, Metazoa, Arthropoda, Insecta, Ephemeroptera, Baetidae.
AUGUUUAGUCAUCUAUGUUGUUCAUAAUUUUGCUCCAGUCGCUAUGCAUGAUGUCCGAGCAAGAAAAAAACGGAUGUUGAGUAUAUACUCACUGGAAAGAACGUCUUGAGAGUGUUUACAUAUAAUACCAUUAACGCCUGCCACAGAAGGCUAGAUGACCAUUCAUUAAUGCUCUGCAUGAGCUACAAAGUGUGCAUAGAGAUUUUCCCCGCGUUUGAUGACAAAUCGCGGAGAGAGUUGCGGGCAGACGGAGUUAGUGAGCAGGAGCCGGCGACGUGAAUGAGCGAGUGAGUUAACGGUGCCCCAGCAGACGCGAAUGCAUCACAUAGGUGAUGUAGGCCACGGGGCGCUCACCGGCCAGCCAGUCCAAGUCCGACGACCGCUGCGGAAGCAUCUUCUCCGUCUUGCGUAACGAAUAUCGCGAUAUAUUCGAGGAGCAUGAAACCAACGUGCCUUUCGCUUUGACCAAAAAGUAAGGAACAAGAGGAAAUUAAGAAAAAUUCAUUUACGCUUCUCGGAAAAAUAAUAGAUAAACAUGGCACCUGCUGUAAGCGAUUUGACUGCCAGAGUUAUGCGGGGCGCGUUUACUCUUCUGUGCUGUGUCGCGAUCUGCUAUUCGUUAGAGGUCUCGAGCGAAGAAGAUGAGGAGCGAAAAAAGCGGCCUUCCUCGGCUUUGCUCGCCACCGCCAAGGAGACGUCGAUUGCCAACUUUGUGCGACUGGUGGCAAUGCGGCUCGUCUUCAGCCUCGCCUAUCAGGUCGGCCUCGGUGAAUGGGCUUCAGGACUUUUCAACGGAGCCCUGGUGCCGCCGGGCUCUGACUACGACGAUUACGGCGACUACAAGGACGAAGGCGGCGAUGAUUAUGACGACGACGAGGAUUACGGAGCCGCCUUUGACUUCAAAUAGUGUAAAAGGUGCGUGUGUAAAGUCAAAGUUAAAAUUUUCGCGAUUUCCUGAAUCCGCGAAAAAAAGUGAUUAUGUUACCCAUUGCGUUUAAUUAACGCCUGCAUACAAACACCAAAAAGUGUCAUUUAAUUUAUUGAAAUGUAUUUAUUUAAAUAAAAUAUAUAAAUUUAUAUUGAAAGCUAACUCUCGAGGUGGCAGAUUUAAUUUAUCCGAUUUUCAUGAAUUUAUAAUGCCUUCUUUUUAAGAGUGCUCUUUGCCUUCAGCCGCGGCUACGACUUAUGAGUCAUCUGCAUUUGCCAGUAUAAUUCAAUAAUGGAUCCGUUGACUCCAAAGAAAUUGCAACAAUGUUGAUUUUAAAAUAUAAUUUAUUUCCAGAAAUUGUCCAACAUGUACAAAAAUUUCUGUUUGUUUCUAUUAGCUGUAAUUAAACAGCUAAAUUUCAAAUUGAAUAUUAUUUUAUUAUCUCCGUUUAGCGAAAUUUGAAAUACACGCUUUAAUUUUAAGUGUGUUACUAUGCAUUACUAUGUGCAAAGACAAAGAACCAGAAGAAAAGCUGGAUUAUUUUAUUUUACAUCGUUUCCUCUGAGGAGCUAUUCAAAAUGCAAUACCCUCAAGCUCUGGUGUCUCUUAUUAAAAGCAGCUCUAGGCAGAUUGGUGAAAUGCGAAUCAUUAAACUGUUCUGUAGAUAGUAGUUUUCAAAGUGUUUAAUUUAUAUCUUUUUAUGUGGAAUACACGAAAGCUGGCUUUUAUCUAUUUUACAUUCCAACCAAAAAGGAUCAUCGUCUCUGCAUGAUUAUUUAUUGAAAUUUGAAUUCCUUCUAAAUUACAAACAUAUAACAAGUAAAAAAAGCUCCAUGAUGGGGCACGGAUUUUGGCUCUCUGGUCAUUUUCGAGUAAAAGCGAAAUAAAGGCCAUAAAGCCACGGCAUGGCGAUGCCAGCGGCAUGAUGGCUAGUUUGCCUGACCUGCGUAUGCUUCUUGCCACGCUUUGUCAUGCAUAAAUGCCAGCACCGGAAUAAAUAUUAUCCGAAAUUUAAUAAAUAUUUGUAUAUGAAUUCCAAAUCUAAUCUAAUAUAAUUCUUUUUCUCAACAUAUAU